AUGUCUUCGGACGCCGACUACGCGGCGUUUCUCGAUAAAGCGAACCAAGACACAGGGUCGGGGGAAGUAAAAGAAGCAUCACAGAAGAGCUAUGGGACAAAGAGCGUCAACACGGCAGUACCAAACAGGCUCAAGGAAGUGAAGGAGUACUACAUCAGUGAAUCCGACGAGCCGUUUGAGCCUGUGGCACUCGAGUUUGAGGGUAGCAGCGUGUCUAGUGAGGAUCUCGCGAAGCUCCUGGGAGGCAACAAAGUGGAGGAAGUCAAGGGGACUGGUUUCGAGUCACAGUACAAGGGCGUGAUUGACACGGUGAAGCUGGCGACCAAUGGCACAGUCAAAGUGUUCCGCGUCGAGCUAGAAGGCACGAGGGCAGAGUACUAUGUUGUAGGGGUGGACGAGAAAGAGGGCAGGAUUGUAGGGCUUAAAGCACUGGCUAUAGAGUCGUAGGGAAGGGGGGGGGGCUGUCGGGGCCGGGCAUAUACUUAGCACAAAGCGAACGUGAUGUGAUGGGCAAGCCGGUAAAGGCGCGAGGGUCAUUGCGCGAAUAAAGCCGAUUGAAACGUCGUAGUGGCUGGGAUGGCAAGGUGGAUAUGCAGCGGUAGGGGUGCUAGAUAGUGGAGCAUACCGUUCAACAAGGCGACGAUCAAGAUGGUGUUUUAUUGGGAGAGAAAUUGUGUACAUGACGUGUGUGAAGCGGAGCAGGCUAGGCUUGAAGAGAGGCUGGCUGGUGUUGACUAGGUCCUGGGAAUGAGACUUGGUCGACGGUACCGUAGGCAGUGAUU
Molecule: messenger RNA, 782 nt
Organism: Bipolaris maydis ATCC 48331
Lineage: Eukaryota; Fungi; Ascomycota; Dothideomycetes; Pleosporales; Pleosporaceae
Source: RefSeq, a predicted model, not a curated record